Messenger RNA from Strongylocentrotus purpuratus (purple sea urchin), 5599 nucleotides. RefSeq names its product F-box/LRR-repeat protein 14. Gene Ontology annotation, cellular component: SCF ubiquitin ligase complex. Gene Ontology annotation, biological process: SCF-dependent proteasomal ubiquitin-dependent protein catabolic process. NCBI's taxonomy places the organism in Eukaryota, Metazoa, Echinodermata, Echinoidea, Camarodonta, Strongylocentrotidae. Gene Ontology annotation, molecular function: protein binding. The transcript has a single exon. The record is from RefSeq and is a predicted model, not a curated record. Bases 298 to 1734 code for a protein of 478 amino acids.
CUUGAGGGUAGAGCGAUGCCAACCACACGAACCAAAAGAAACCUCCUCCUGAUGAACGCCUGGCUGGUCGGAAAGAAUUACUGCGCCGUAACUCGCCGCGCUGGCCUCGGUCACGUGACUUAUUGAUGAAUGCCUAAAGCCACUACAGCGCUGUUCGCAGUAGUUUCGAACAGCACACACGAACACACGCACACGAACUACACACAAAUAUAGCUGGACUGUACUGCACACAGUGUUCGCUGACACAAGUCGCGACCCAAGCGGCCCCGUUAAUGCAUCACUUCAUCGCUCUGUGUAAUGUGCAGCGCGGCGGGCUGUGAAUUGAUCCCAAUGCACGCUUGCAUGCUCAUUCAUCGUACGUGUAUAGUAUCAUAUGUACCCAUGCGGCAUAGCGUGCAGAGAGAAUGUGGCUUGUGCAUCGACAUCGCCCAUGGAGGCAGAGGAUUCUUGCAUGGAAAGCAACACAAAUGUGAAGCCGUUGGGACACGAAGAAGUCGUCGAAACAGAGUUAGUCACUCUGUGGACGAAAUGCCAUUCGAAAAGUACCAAGAGGAAACUCACAUUUCAUGUUUGUUUCCUGAAGUGCUCGCGCUAAUAUUCGGUUAUUUGGACGUGCGUGAUAAGGGUCGGGCUGCCCAAGUGUGCCGUGCAUGGAGGGACGCUUCGUAUCACCGUUCGGUAUGGAGAGGUGUGGAAGCCAAGUUACAUUUACGCCGGUCAAACCCCUCUUUGUUUCCCAGCCUUGUGGCGAGGGGGAUCAAACGUGUCCAGAUACUCAGUCUUCGAAGGAGUUUGAGCCAUGUCAUGCAGGGAAUGCCAAACAUACAAAGCCUAAAUCUGAGUGGUUGCUACAACCUGACUGAUGUGGGACUCUCACAUGCCUUCUCCAAAGAGAUCCCUACACUGACAGUACUCAACCUAAGUCUAUGCAAGCAGAUCACUGACACUAGUCUUUGGAGGAUAGAACAGUAUUUGAAGCAAUUGGAGGUGCUUGACCUUGCAGGAUGCAGUAACAUAACAAAUACUGGUCUUCUGGUGAUUGCAAGGGGACUUCACAAACUCAAGGGUCUGAAUUUAAGGAGUUGUCGACAUAUAUCUGAUGUUGGUAUUGGAUAUCUAGCUGGAGUGAGUGUCGAAGCAGCAAGAGGAACACGAGAUCUUGAACUUCUAGUGCUGCAAGAUUGCCAAAAAUUGAGUGACACUGCUCUCAUGAGUAUCGCCAAAGGACUCCACAAGCUUCGAAGUUUGAAUCUUAGUUUCUGCUGUGGAAUCACAGACACUGGUAUGAUCAGCCUGUCACGGAUGCAAAGUUUGAGAGAACUUAAUUUGCGAAGUUGUGACAAUAUCAGCGACAUCGGGCUGGCGCACCUUGCUGAAUAUGGAGGCCAUUUCGCAACGCUUGAUGCCAGCUUCUGUGACAAAAUAGGUGAUGCAGCGCUCUCACACAUUUCUCAGGGAAUGCCAAAUUUGAAGAAUGUCAGUCUUAGUUCUUGCCAUAUCACGGAUGAAGGUGUAGGGAGGUUAGUACGCAGUCUUCACAACAUGACCACUCUAAACAUUGGCCAGUGUGUUCGAGUGACUGAUAAGGGACUGGCUCUGAUAGCAGAACACCUCAAGGAGUUGAAGUGUAUUGAUCUGUAUGGAUGCACAAUGAUCACGACUGUUGGACUGGAGCGUAUCAUGCAGCUCCCCUGCUUGACUGUUCUCAACCUAGGACUUUGGCACAAAAGGUAGUACUUGCUGUCAUGUUCAGCAAUCCAGGGAAAAGAAAAAGCUGAACAACGAACAAACGUAUUAAAUAUAGGCCUAUGAGUCUUUUUAAUGAUUCAAAAAGUUCAUGAAAUACUGCUUUUCAAAACAUUAUUUUUUACUUGUUAUAUAUUAUGAUGGAUGUACCUAUACAAAUUACAAUGCCUUUGUAAAACAUACAAAUUGAACUUCAAGGAGGACGUCCCACCGACCAUAAUUAUUUUAAUACAGUUUUAACUUUUAAAAUACAUAGCUUUAGAGUUCACACACAGUUACAUGUAGAAGCUUUAAAAGCAGAAAAACAUAUCUUGGAAUCUAAACGAUUAGAAAAUAGAAUUCUAGUGUUGUCCUGUAUUUAAACAAAAUUUUAGAGGUCAUGGGGUAACAUUUUAACUGUUCUGACGUCUGAAAAUCAUGCUUCAAAGUGUGAAGAGACAAUAAUGCGAGGUUACAUGAAGUUUGGAAUCAGGAAAUUACGGAGUUGGCAAUCCAAAACAGAAAUUAAAACAAAUACUAUGAAACUUUCCGUUGGUCAGAAUCGGAACUACAAUGUACGUGUAUAAUAAAAACAUUGUUGUGUAGUACAUGAGGGAAUCAAGUCUUCAUUGGCUACUUGAUUUGUUUGACAAUUUAUCAUAAAAUCAUGAUAAUUAUGCGGGUAGCGAGAAACCUGUAACUUUAUAUUCUUUAUUUCACUUCAGGGAUACCGCAAGACUGAAUUUACAUAGACAUCGAAGUCUAGUUCAGUUUUUAUCAUCCAAAGUACUCAUAUUUGUUCACCCAGGCAGACGGAGAGUCAAAUUGUAAUCGUAAUGUAGUAAUGUCCAUGAUGCAUUUAGAAGAUUUUGCACAUACAUGUACCUGGUAAUCUAAAGCAUUCAUAUUAUGAAACCCUGUGAAAUUAUGAAAGCGCCAACCAUUGACAUACACAAUGAAACUGCUGGUUGGUCGUGCUAGGUUUAUGGUUGUGAAGUAUUAAAUAACACGCAGCUAUACACUGCAGUCUGUAUUGGCAUUGUGAGCAGUCGGAUCUGGCGGUCAAAGGUCAUCCAGUGUAGCCUUUGACCUCGGUUGUUUUGACAAGCUGAAAAGAACUUGACAAAAUAUAGCCCGAUCUCACAGCACAGCUCGCUGCUCCACAAUACCACUGCAUUGCAGGGAACAAUCGCUUGCUGAGAUCUGCAAAGGAAAUGCCCUUGGCUUCGACGACAUGAAUUGUUAUUUCACUUCUCAGGAAAGCAAAAGAGAAACUAGAGAAAUAAUAAGCAUAUACAAUAUACAUGUACCCACAGGAGGCUCGAAUAUAGGCAGACAACGCACUGGUAGUUUUAAAAGAAAAUCAUCUACACACACAUACACACUCAGUACUCGUGUAAAACACUCGUUACUAGGUUUAUCAGUAGUAUCAGGCAAAUUAUCUAAAAGUUCCUAGUAGAAUUUUCGUUGUCGUGCAUGUGGCAAACUGGCAAAGGACUUGACAAAUCUAAUCGUCAAAAAGGUUAUGAGCAGUUCCCCGGUAUUUUGAGUGGAAGAUUUAAAGAUAUGAGAAGCUUCCUGAAAUGGGCUCAGGAUAGCAGGAUUUCAGAAUUUACCUACUAAAUGUAUUUAAGAAUUUAUCCAUACAUAUAAAGGGACAAGAAGAGGGAAACUGCGCUUUUAAAUCUUGGGAAGAGCGGAACUGCAGAUUGAGUUGAGUCUUCGUUAUCUAGCGCAGAUAUUCAUUUCCUAUGUGUAUGUCACGUUAGGUAACGUGCUAAGGGCAAAGGGGAUAUGACGAUUUUGCUCUUUACUCUGCUGAGUUUCACUUGAUUCUCUGUAUGCUUGGAAGUGUGUUCAUACUGCCCAACCGUCAGUCGAUUGCUUUCUAUACUAAUUAAACCAUGGAGUAGAUCCAUGAUUAAACUAACGUUAAGUUUAAAAUAUAAAUCCUCCUUCUUUACCAAAGUAGGUAUGGGUAACUGUUCUGAACAAAUCUUCUCGACUUAUUGGUUUACAGUUCAAUAUAUUUUUGAAUUAUGUCUUGUAUCGAACCGAAACACAUCAGAUCUGGGGAAAUGCAUAAGGGCUGGUUGUUAGUUUAAGUGCAAAUACACAACCCUUUGGUUAACAUUUUGGCAACGUAAAUGAUUUACUAUGAUCAUUAGUUAACUUAUACGGGAAAUGGAUAUCGAGAGAAGGAAUUCCCGAUUCCGUUUAUACUAAAAGGCAACAUAGAAUAAGUAUGUCCUCAUAUUCUAAAAAUAUAUAUCCUGUAGAUUAUCAUUUGUUAUGAAGACUUGUGAACCCUGUAUGGAGGAAGAAAGGGGGGGGGGGGUACAUGUCAAUUAUGGUCACCAAGCAAACAUUUUGACAAUCUUCCAAGGUUGAUUUUAUCCUGUUGGAACAACUGAGCUCAAAUGUCAGCAGGAAAAGGAAAAAGCAAGGAUGAUGGCAAAGAUCUUUUAAGCAUACUUCAUUGUUCGAUGUUGAUAUUGAUAAUUCUGUAAUCAUUUAUCUUGUUAACUACGUCAUGAAUCAUGUUUGAUAUAGAAACUAAUUUCAUUGUCUGAUGACUAAGGUACGUGUACAUCGUGAUGUCUCUGAAAUGUUAUAGCGUUGACUUGCAAGAUCAGGGUGGUCAAAUUUUGUUCUCAAAUUGUGAUAAAAUUUACAUAAAUAAAUCCGAAGAGUACACUGGUGAUGCACAUCGUGAUUUCUGAUACUAAAUGCAUUUCUUAAGAGUUGGGAACGGUCCAUAAUCUUGAAAUUAAAUGUAGUGACCUAUUGUAACGUGUUUCUUCGAUCAAUUAGGAAGUAACAAAUAUAAUUAAUGCACUGCAGGCACUAAUGAGAACAAUACGAGUUUCAGGUGACGAGGUAUGGUCAAAUAUUUCUCUGAUUUCUCGUACAUGUAUUUUGUAAUGUAUGUCGUUCAUACAUUAAUAACAAUUAUCGAUUCCUUUUUCAUUCCAGAAGCCUUUGCUCUUCACUAACACUUUGUCCAUGUUAAUACUAUGAACAUUUUCAAGAUGAUUUUGGCUCCUUAAAAGCAGCCACAUAAAUAUAUGUCUGGGUAUGUGAAAGUACGUAAAUUUUAUAAAAUUAUCAGCACAAUGGAUGAUUUUAGAUUUCUAGAUUUACUACCUCAUUUAAUAUACUUUUGAAUGUAUGAUUAUAUGUUCUUUUGAUUGGUAAUGAACAUUUUUUAAACAUGGAUGGACAAUUAUAAGAUUCAUGAGGAUGAGUAAGUUAUAAUGAGAUGAGUAUAAUUAUUGCACUUUAUAAUAAUUAAACCAUCAUGUACAAUGUACGAUCAUACCACAUGACUUCCAAAGGACUAAACAUAUUAAUGAUUUAAUAUUGUUCCCCAUUUAUAAUUGAACUUUGUAUAUGAGUUAUACAUUUGAUUUGAUACUCGAAAGUAGUACGCUGUAAUACUUUGGGUUAUGGAAUGUAUACAUACAGUCAUGUAUGUAUCUUCAAUUUUCGCAUUUUAAAAAGUAAUCAUAUAUUUACUGUGAUGACAGGAUAUAUUUGCCAUACUUUGUUAGAUUUGUGGUGAUAAGAUGUCAUUUCGAUUUCUUAUUCUCAUGAUACCAUUGCAUUAUAAUCCAAUAUGCUCGACCAUGUUGGUUUUAAAGUCUUGUCAUAUUUUAUACAGUUAUUAUAUGCGACAAAAAGUCACAAAGUUGAUAUACGCAUUUUACAAAAAGUGGUGAACUUUGUCGUAGCCUUAUACGUCAAAUCAAUUGACAUUCUAAAAAUGAUGUUUUUAUCUUUUGUCAGAUGUAUGUAGCUUCAAUGAUUAUACUGGGAAUAUAAUAUUCAAUAUAUAUAUUAAAAUAAUGCAAACAUAAAAACAUUAAAAAAA